AUGACAACAGCAACAUCAACCGCAUUCGCAUUCCCCGCAACCUACAACUUCCCACCCUUCUUCACCCCGCAACCAAAUACCAACACCCGCCACUCCCAGCUCCAAAAAUGGUCCUCCCUAAUCCAAGCAUGGUGUCGUCACCACCGCCAAUACCGACUCUCUUUAAUCGAAGCCAUUGACACGCCGCUCUUCCACAACGCCCAGCUGCGCAAACGACUAGACCUGCGCGAGGCUCGCGCUGUGAUUGACUGGAUGGCCAAGAGUGAGAGUGAAGGCGGCGAUGGGCGCGCGGAGUGGAUCGAGGGGUCCGGGAACCAGGCCCCUAAGUCUACGGCGUGGAUCUGGUGGAGGAGGCCUGAGGAGUGGGCGGAUACGAUUGCGGAUUGGGUUGAGGGGACGGGGCAGCGGGGGGUUAUUUUGACGGUUUAUGAAUUGGUGCAGGGGGAUGGGACUGUUUCGCAAGAAUUCCAUGGAAUGGAUAACGAUGCCAUGCUCAAGGCAUUGAAUGUCUUGGUUAAGCGCGGCAAGGCGCAGGUCUUCGGUGCCGAAGGCCAGGAAGGUGUCAAAUUCUUCUAG
Molecule: messenger RNA, 576 nt
Organism: Penicillium atrosanguineum
Lineage: Eukaryota; Fungi; Ascomycota; Eurotiomycetes; Eurotiales; Aspergillaceae
Product: ESCRT-II subunit protein VPS25
Exons: 2
Coding region: 1-576 (191 amino acids)
Biological process (GO): protein transport to vacuole involved in ubiquitin-dependent protein catabolic process via the multivesicular body sorting pathway
Cellular component (GO): ESCRT II complex
Molecular function (GO): structural molecule activity; protein homodimerization activity
Source: RefSeq, a predicted model, not a curated record